AUGAAACGUUUUGCCGAUCAACCUCGCACAGAGAGAAGCUUUAACAUUGGUGAUUACGUUUAUGUCAAACUCCAACCUUACCGCCAACAGUCAGUGGUCUUGCGUUCAAACCAGAAGCUCAGCCCAAAGUACUUUGGUCCAUAUAAAGUCCUCGACAAAUGUGGAGCUGUGGCGUAUCGACUACAACUUCCGGCAUCAUCACAAAUUCAUCCGGUGUUCCAUGUUUCCCAAUUAAAGCUACAAGUAGGAGCUCUUACGUUAUCUACAACACUUCCCAAUUUAGUCCCGGACGUGUUACUCCAAGAACCAGAACGUGUAUUGGAACGCAAGAUGGUCCAAAGACAAGGUCGCGCAGCAACAAUGGUUCUGGUUAAAUGGUCUCAUUUACCUGAAGAAGAAGCUACGUGGGAAUUACUUUUUGAUUUGCAAAGGAGGUUUCCAUCUUUUGAACCUUGA
This is a messenger RNA of Microthlaspi erraticum, 456 nucleotides long. The record is from the annotation of a GenBank genome assembly. Lineage: Eukaryota; Viridiplantae; Streptophyta; Magnoliopsida; Brassicales; Brassicaceae.